Messenger RNA from Betta splendens (Siamese fighting fish), 4683 nucleotides. RefSeq lists its product as uncharacterized. Gene Ontology annotation, cellular component: cell cortex; nucleus; apical plasma membrane. Gene Ontology annotation, molecular function: protein kinase C binding. The transcript has 10 exons. The record is from RefSeq and is a predicted model, not a curated record. Bases 985 to 4380 code for a protein of 1131 amino acids. Lineage: Eukaryota; Metazoa; Chordata; Actinopteri; Anabantiformes; Osphronemidae. Gene Ontology annotation, biological process: establishment or maintenance of cell polarity; centrosome cycle; regulation of cellular localization.
AUGUGUCUGUGUGUGUGUGUGUGUGUGUGUGUGUGUACGUGUGUAUGUAUAUUCGAGUGUGCGUGUGCGCGCGCCAUACCUUAACUGCGCCCUCUACCGGUGCUGCACAGUCACAGCACUCAACUGAGCAGUAUCUCCCAGUCCGCUCACGUCUGCGGAUUGUCACAACUACCACACAGAACAUUGUCCCAAUUAAGAUUACUGUGCACGAGCGAACGUGUGCCUUCGUGUGCACGCGCAUGCAUGAAAACAUAAAUGGAGAGUGGUUAAGACGAGAUGAUGAACUAGGGAAAUCAGCCCACCGUUUUACAGUGCAUAAUUACGCCGGUCUCUGAAACCCACGGCAGCCUAUAGUCCAUUCUCACCAGUGAAUUAUAGUCAAGCGGGCACGUGCACGGGUACUGAAUGAAUCUGAAUCUAAAUUCAUGAAGCUGUUUAAAUUGUACGCUAUUUGCCGUUUUUCAUUGGCCCAUUACAGUGUGAAAGGAGUGGAUGUGCGCGCUUACGCAACGGCGAGCCUCGCUCGGAAGCAAGGACGAAAUUAAAGCAAGCAUUUUUGUAUUCCAUUUUUGUCUAAUCCCACUGAUUUCUGAAGGGAUUAGCGGACCAAUCAUGACUGAGAGAAUGCUGGUUCGCUGGACGCAGCCUGGACCAGGAGCUGUGCAGACAGUGAGUGGAAGCAUCGCAUUAGGAUCUGGAGACACGCUGAGAUUUCUUAUUUUGGUUUCUUUCUUUUUUUUUUAUUCCUGUUGGGAAAGUUGCUCUGCGUUUCCGCUUGUGUUGUUAACGCGAAGGGAUCCAAGGAUGUGCACUGCAAACUCUGCAAGGCUGCUGCAGGUUUUGGGAUGGAUGGUAAUUUAGAUUUUUUUUUUGGCGUUGCAAUUUAUGUUCACUUUAGUUUGCUGAUCAGCGCUCGAAUUGUGUUUUGAAGGACUUCCCGACACAUUCAGAUUAUUUCUUGGCCUUUAUUUGCAUGGUCAAUCGAUGGAGGAAGAGAAGGUGGGGGAUCAUAUUCAAGCAAAAUCCAGUUCACCUUUACCCACUGGACUUCCAAUUAACUGGGGGCUCAUCACUGGUCCCGUCCCCCAGCCCGCAUUCCCAGCUACCUCCUUAAGCACCCGGCUUCCUUCUCCUCAGAGAUCAGCAGUGCAUGCGCUACAGACCAAAGUGAAGUCGCUCACGCAGAGAAGGACAAGAGGCCGAGACAGAGAGAAGGAAAGAGAAAAGUUAGACGCAGAGAGUCCAGCUGGGAGGAUUUCAUCUGAGGUCCUGCUGAGACAGCGGCCCAGGGAAAAAGGCCACCUACCGCUGCCUGCUCUGUCCUGGCGAUCCAGCGCUGCAAAGACCCUGAGCAGCAGCGAUGAAGAUGAGGAGGUAGAAGUACAAGUCAGGUUGGAAAUUCACAACCCCCCAGUUGAAGCACAAGAGGAACACGUGGUUAAAGAUGGAAAGAAACUCGAUAAAGAUGAUACAGAUGAGGGCCAGGUGGGAUUUAUUGGUGGGUCUUGUGGGCUCAAGGAAGGCACCAGUUUGGAGAGUCUUCUGUCAGAUAACUCAAGCAGUAGUAAGGAUGAGCAAUCUCCUCCACCACCACCACCACCACCAGCUGUUCCAGCCAGUACCUCUAUGACUACGUGUUCUUCUACCUCCACAUCCGCCACAUCAGCCAGACACUGGGCACCACCCAAAGGCUUCUGGAGAGUAGCACGCCCAGAAACACUGCUUCUGAACGGCGUUGGGCCUCACAGCGUUUCCUCCACGUCACCUUUGAAGGACUCUACCCAGACAGAAACCACGACCGAUCCUCAGACGAAGCCGAAACCCACUGAAGCGAACACCAAGAGCGAUGCGGGAGGUGUGGCGGGUGAAUUCAGGCACUCAGACAGCGUAGAGUGCUACUUGGACCGGUGUGAGGCCGAGGAGGCAGCUGCCGGUGACCCUGCCAAAGGCCUGUGCGGCUCAAACAGUUGGGAGAGCCUGUCCUCACAAAGCGGGGCCCUUCCAGCCGAUGAGAAGCUGAAGGCGAAGCAGAGAGCGUAUGCAAAGUUAAGGGGGAGGCAAAAGAACUGCAGGGAGGCCAGAGAGCAGGAUGGAAGAGAAAAAGUCCAGUUGUAUCAGGACACGGAGGUUAAGGCGGACGACCAAGCUGCAGGUGCCCAGGACGUGUUGGACGACUCAGACAUAUUUACUCAGGACCUGGAACCCUAUCUGAGGACACUCAUUGUACUCAGCGAUGAGCUUCCUCUGAGCCCAAGACAUGAGCAGGCAAAGCGCCUCCUGGAGCGAGCACGCCUCAAAGCCCGCUCAAGUCACAUUAGGGGCGAGCGUCCCGGCAGACGCUCCCAUUCCGACCAGAGGGCCACAGUGAAGAAACCGCAAACCGACCCUUGCAGUCCGACGCCAGUGCAGAAAGUGCUUCAAGCCAAAGAGGAUCCUCCAGUGUCAGCUCCAUCAGGUCCGCUGCUCGUGCCCGGUCACAGAGACACCUCCCCUGGCGACCAAGGAGGUCGAUCCAGACGGUACGGUUGUUCACCCACGCGGGUGCGCUUCGAGGAUGAAUCAGAGAAGGAAGCAGAGUCUCGGUACUUGGAUAGAGUCAGACAGCGUGGCCGGCCUGGGGUCCCUAAAUCCAAGAGUAAAGAAAACAAUACAGAUUCCAGCAGCAGCGGUUCAGAAAGAAGCAGGAGCCAUAGAACUGUGUCUGUGCCUCACUCUCAGAGGCAAGACGAUGUGGGAGUCAGUGGGGAACCCAGAACUGUGAUUAAAGAGAUAAUCGUGCUAGUGAAGAAGUGUGAAGCAUGUGGGUCCGUAGUUAGAGAACCUCAAUCAGAACUAGUGCCAUCAGACGCACUAAAGAAUGAGCCACAGCAGCCGGGCAACGCCGAGGACUCGCGGGGAAAACCGGUUCCUCGCUGGGUACCUCCGAACAAGCCGGAGGCGAGCGCUCGUCCCAAAGCCGCUCUCACCGUCACGUUUGCUGGAGCUUAUGUGCUGGGGGAGAGCAAAGAGAGCAGCACAGGGUGGAAGGCGUCGGGGUUUGGCAAACUCAGGAGGAGGAGCAGGAAAGGGGAGAGCCGAAUGGAGUCCGGCCACGGCCCUUAUGGACCAUCAUGGGCUCAGCGGCGCAACUCCAACCCCAGGAACAGGGUCAACGUGACCAGAGCGGUAUCGUUCGCCCCCGGCAGUCCCAUUGCUCUUGAGCCACGUCUGCUGGAGGCGUCCGGGGGAAUAAGGGAGUCACCAACCCCGGCGCUGCCCAUAAAAUCGGCUCUGAAGUCGAGCUCAAGGAAUCGCUCGGCUACAGGCCAGUCCACAGCUCAGGCGGCUGAGGGUGGGUUAACCCUCCUGGACCCCACAGACACGAGAAGGGAGACACCGCUGUCUUUAAACCAGGGGACCCCUGCAUCAAACAGCCCGGUGCCCUGUAUCAGACCCUACACCCUGAGGUACUCCCCAGCCCGGAUUCCUACGGACCUGCCAGCUGUUGAGCUGUGGGACGCUACUCCAGAAGAAACAGGUGUGAGUGGAGAGGCUGGUUCCAGUCCAGAGUGCCGUCCUGCUCUGCGGGGCCUGGCUGUGUCUCGGGCCGAGGAUCUCAGAGCCGAGCUGUUAAGAUCGGAACAUUUGAAAGCUGAGUCGCUGUGGGAGGAGAACUGUGACGGGUCCAGAAAGCUGGAUGGGAGGCCGAAGCUCUUCCUGCGUCGCUUCUUCUCCUCGAUCGGCCUGAACAGCGUGGGGCGACUGGUGAAAGGAGCUCGCUCCAGCAGCAUGGAGCAGCUGAGCAUCCCCGCGCCCCCCCGGGCAAGUUCUGCCUCCCCAAGCCCCACGCGCAGACCCCACCCUGCCGCGGGCAUACAGAGGACGCCCUCGCUGCAGACGCUGCACACGGUGCUGCCACUGGCUCAACUGCGCAAAGCCUCCUCCGUGCAGAGCUUAGAGAGGAGAACGGAGCGCUCAACAAUUUUAGGAGAGCUGCCGAUACCAUACGGCCUGGCAGCCAGGCCUGACAGCCUCCAGCUGGAGCUCCACAGGGCCCUCAGUGCCGAUGUGCUCCCCUCCCGGGGCACGCGUCCCGUGGGCCGUGUCACUCAGGCUUUUUCUGAUGGGACCCUCCUCCUGGAGUUAAUCAAACCUCCAAACGGUCCCUUCGGUUUUGUGAUCUCAAGGGGCAAAGGUCGACCGGACACAGGGGUAUAUGUAGAGAAAGUGGGCGAUGGUGGCGAAGGCCCCUACGUAGGUCUCCUCAGCGUCGGGGAUGAAAUUUUACAGGUGAAUGGCGAGGCGGUGGCCGGGCUGAGUCUGGACCAUGUGACACGGCUCAUGACCAGGGAAAACACGACUUCCCUUCGGAUAAUGCCAGGCCGACGGAGCCAGCGCUGAUGUGAACUACUGUACAUUCAGCGGGCUAUGAACUGUAAACUAUAUGUGAUAAUAUAUGAAUAUUUCAAUGCAGUUUGCUAGCGUGAUAUAGCUACAAAGAGGUUAGAUGCUUCCUUACCUAAGCCUAUGAUACUUCAGGGGACAAUGAGAAAUCAAAAAUCUAAUUUUACACUACAACCAAAACAAAUUAAUUUAGUACAUUUCUAGGAGCUCUGUGCGAUUUUUACCACUGCUGUUUCUGUACCUAAUAUUUCAUGAGACUGAUACUAGUUUGCUUCAGAAUAAAUUAUAUUUUGUCAAACA